UCUCGUAAAGUUACGUAAAAGAUAUUGUUUAAAGAUAUUAUGAGAUGAUACUGUUUAAUAUUCACCGCAAAGUGAGAACAGAUUUGUUUUUCAACGCCUAAAAUUCUUCUGUGUGAAGACCUAACUUUUAAAAAUGGCUGUUCUUGUAUUAGAUGAAGAUCAUCUAGGUAUUAGUGCAAUUAUAACUGUUGGAAUGCAACUUAUUUUCUUCAUCAUAGCUGCAUCUUUCCAGUUUGAUAAAGUAACUGAUUUUGCUGGUGGAGUGAAUUUCAUAAUAAUUGCAAUUUUGACUUUUGUUCUGUCUCAGACAUAUGAAUUGAGGCAAAUUCUCAUCACUACUUUUGUUUGUCUUUGGGGAGUCAGGCUGUCAGGUUUUCUUUUGUAUCGAAUAAUUAAGAUUGGAAGAGACAAACGCUUUGAUGAUAGAAGAAGCAAUGUGAUUCGUUUUGCUGUGUUUUGGACCUUUCAGGCUAUUUGGGUCUUCACAGUCAGCCUUCCAGUUAUUUUCAUCAAUUCACCAAGAAAAAUUGUAAUGCCAUACAAUCCUCCUCCGAUGACAACUUUAGACUAUGUUGGUACAACUAUGUUUGUCGUUGGCUUUUUAUGUGAAUCAAUUUCUGACGUACAGAAGUUUAAAUUUAAAGAAAAUCCGACAACUAAAGGACGUUGGUGUGAUGCUGGCCUGUGGAAAUAUUCCAGGCAUCCUAAUUAUUUUGGAGAAAUACUUCUGUGGUGGGGAAUAUUUGUUAUUUCAUUGAAUGCAAUCCGAGGAGCCGAAUGGGUUGCUAUACUCAGUCCUAUUUUUACCACAUUGAUCAUUCUCUUCCUUAGCGGAAUUCCUUUGUUGGAAAGAAGUUCAGAUGAAAGAUACAGAAACAUUGAAGAAUAUCGCACUUACAAAACCACAACUAGUCCACUCAUACCCUUACCGCCCACUGUUUAUGCAGACAUUCCAACAUUUUUUAAGGUGAUAAUAUUUUGUGAAUUUCCUCUUUACAAUUAUUUGGAUGCUAACAAAGGUGCAUCAGAUAAAUCUGAAUCGGGACCCACUCAGACAUAAGUUGUGUUGUGAUGUAAUAUAUUAGCAAUUUUGAUGCAAAGGAUAAAUCAGAAGAAAUGACUGCUCACAUAUAUUUUUUCAAAAGUUUAUUUUGCAAUGUUGAAUCUUGAUUUCAACAAUCACUCUUCAUGUUUCCUUACUGCAUUGAUUUUGUUUAUGAGAAUAUUUCUUUAUUGUGAUGUAUGCUAUAAAUGUUUAUCAGUUUAAAAUCAGACGAACAGUUGAAUAAAUCUUCAACAAUUUUAAUGUAAAUCAUUCGACAAUAUUAAGUAUUAAUUAUUUAUUAUAAAAGAUGUGCUUGGAGGGUCUGUUGAAAUAUUGAACUAUAAUUCUUCAAGAUAUUUUCAUGUCAUAUGCAAUGUACUUACUGAAAGCAAUGUUUAUAUCACCAAAAUAAUUUUUAUCAAACUAUUUCUCAAUUAAUAUUUACUUAUAAAUUAUUGUGCCAAAAAUAUUUUCUGAUUUUAAAAAUAAUAAAUAAUUACGCACAAUUGGCCGUAUUAACUUAGUAUUCUUUGUGUAGUUAAAAUAUUUUGCUUUGUUUGGAGCUUUAUUUUAUGAAAAGCUGUGAGUUGUAAAACCUAUGAAUUUGUAAUCGAAUCAAUGUCAAUUAAUAAUUGAUUCUGUAUUAUUUUAUUCUUUUAUACUGUUAUUUUUUUGUGUGAGUUUAAAAUGUUAACAUUGGUUACUUUUCUUUCUUCAAUUUUUAAAUCUCCCAAAAUUUUAAGUUCAGUGCUUGAAAUGGACCUUUUGGCAUUAAAAUAUCUAUUAUUUAAUCACUUCUUAAAUUAAGGAAAUAGUUACAAGUUAGGUGAUUUUGAUGCAUCAAUUGAGUCCACUCACUCAAGAAUCAAGAAAAGUUUUCCAGUUAUGGAUUCCAUAGCUAUGCUAUGAGAUAUCUUCUUUAAGAACUUUAAAUCAAAAUAGCAUGAGUAUAUUUAAAAUAAAAAUUUUAACACUGCUAUUUCAAAGAUUCUAUAAAGUUGAGUAAACUCUUUUAGUUAGUGAAGAGCUAAACAUUGAAAACUAUAUUUUAAGCCUUCUCUUGCUAAAUACUUUCUUUAACUUAUCAACUAGCAUGAAAUGCUUAAUGGAAUUCUUAUUCAAUCAGUAUUAGUUUUGUGCAAGUUAAGUUUCAUUGGCGAGGCCCCGAAAUGUAAUUUUUGGGAGGCCAAAAAUUCUCAAUUUGCCAAAUGGAACUCCAAAUUUCACCAAAUGAUGAUAAUUUUACCAAAUAGAACUCGAAAUUUCACCCAAUGAUGAUAAUUUUGCCAAAUGAUGAUAAUUUUGCCUUAUCAGACAAAAUUUGCCAAAUAAGGAAAUUUUUGGGAGGUCACAGUGACCUAUUAGGACACCUUUGUUCACUAGUUAUUUUUUUCCUUUACAGUUUAAACCAAAAAUAAACCUCUCAUCUGAAAUUUUGAAAGUAAUUUCAUUAUUUCAUGGUAAAGUGUUGAUCGCUGAAUGAAAUCUAUGGUUGAUCUUGUAGCACUGAUAAGACUCACGCAUAAUGAAAUGAUGUAUGAGAAUUCAGCAUCAGCACUUACUCUGUGUAAAACCAUGCACCAUGCUGAGGUUACUUGCCCACUUCGGAACCUAUUGAAUGUUUCACCAUUCAUAAGAUGCAUUUAGGAAAAGCUCUACUAAGUAUGUCACACCUACUUACGUUUUAGAAUUUAAAACUCAACUAAAUGUCAGUUUUAUAGAAGACGUGCAACAAUGAAUUUCGAAAGCUACGUGCACAGUAGCAAUGUCUAGAAAUGCAGGACUGUUAGACACAUUAUAACUAUAUAUAGUGCACUUGUUUCCUACUUUUAAGAACAGAUCCAUUAAAGAUUUCUGAAGCAGUUAUUACUUUCAUGAAAGUGCUAAAAUUAAGAAAAAAUAAAUAUAUAUAUUAUAGUCUGCAUUAUAGAAUUUUUAGAGCUUUAGAUGAGCUCAUAGGUUAAAGCACUUCAGAAGUGAUUUGUAUCUAAUUGGAAAAUAACUGGAUGAUCUUUGAAAAAUGGCUUUCCA
Messenger RNA from Uloborus diversus, 3076 nucleotides. RefSeq lists its product as uncharacterized. The transcript is spliced from 6 exons. Gene Ontology annotation, biological process: lipid metabolic process. Gene Ontology annotation, cellular component: membrane. Bases 134 to 1060 code for a protein of 308 amino acids. The record is from RefSeq and is a predicted model, not a curated record. Lineage: Eukaryota; Metazoa; Arthropoda; Arachnida; Araneae; Uloboridae. Gene Ontology annotation, molecular function: oxidoreductase activity, acting on the CH-CH group of donors.